UCAUAGCGGAACGAUGGGCUUUUCUAUAAGUCAAGGAGCAGGACGACCACCUGGAAAAACAGAGCCUUCCAUAAACACACGAAUAACCAGGAGAACAGUUUCACGUCUUCCAGCAAGCUUGAUUACAUUUGCCAAAAUGCAGACAUGGCAAAUCAUGUUGGCCUUCCUGCCCCUCUUGGUUGGCGCUGCUGCCUAUAAUGAAGAUCGCUGGCCUUCCUUUGAUGAGAUUCCAGCUGGUCUGAGAUCAGAAACGUCAGGUCUUUCACCAUUCCAGAACUCCACAAGUGGCCUAAAGAUGGGCAGGCAAAAUGUGAGAAACCAUUCCAGAGAAGGGCAUCCAGCUUUGCAGGAAAACCUACAUACCAGAAGUAUAUUCAUUAAUGAUAUUAAAGCUGCUGAUCAAGCUCAUACUGUGAAUACUCGCUUGAAUUCAGAGAAGAUUUCUGCAAAUACUGGCCUCGAAAGUGGGACUCUCCCAAGUGCAGACUCUUCUGUCCUUCUUCAGAUGGACCAUAACAGCUCUCAAGUUCUCCAUCACACAGCUUCUCUCACACUAGCUAGAACUGCAGACGUUUCUGUUAAUCUUUCUUCUAACAGGUUCAAAGAACCAGAAGACAGCAUGACAUCUUCCGUUGGGCCACAAGGUAUGGAAUCAAGGGAAAUGGCUUCCAGAAAAAGCACUGAUCCUACCUCUUCCCCAGCAUCAUCCCUUCUAGACCUUAAGAGAACCUUACACUCCGAUUCAAACACAGCACACCAAACUGUGCUAGGCCAUGAUUCUGCUUCUCUAAAUAUAGAUUCCUCUAUUGCCAACACUGUCUUAACUUCAAAACAGCUGUCAGCAACUCAUAGGUCUUUUAAUCGCCAGCAACUUCAAUCCCAGAACACCCUCUCGUCCUGGCAGACACUCAUCCCUACAACUGUAGAGUCUCCUGAUCUUUCUGCCUUACCAGCUUCAAGGGAUGGAACCAGUCGUGAUCCAGAGCAUUACAAGGAGGGUCUUCUGAGUUCAGACUUUAAUUAUGGAAGACAUACAGCCAAAGUCCUACAUGCCCGUGGUCAAUUAUCUGCAGUUCCUCAAGGUAGUUCUGUAGAGAACAUCAGGCAGUCAUCCAAAGCAACUGCUGAGUUGCCUUCAAGAAAGGAAAACAUACCUGUAGCAUCUCAUAGUUCAAUGGUUGAAUCCUUUCUUGACUUGGCUAAUAGCAGCAUUACCCAGCUGGCCAAAGUGAAUCCUACUCCUGUUCCUCAUUCAGAUGGAGUUGGGUCAACAGGUUUUAGUUUUUCUCUUGCCGCCGACCAACUGGAUCCUGAUACUGCAGCUUUCAGCACUCCUACAGAAGUCAACAUGUUUCCCAGACAGAAAAGUUCUGAAUUGAAAGAACACCUUACAAGCUCUGACAUGACAUCUCUACCUCUGUAUCUUGAUACUACAAAAGAGCACAAGGACUCGUCUCUGGUAACUUAUGACAUGAUGAGCACUUCUCUGGGUGAAGGACCUAAACUGGAAAUGAAAGAAGGUAUUUCUCCUGUAGGAGAAGACCAUACUGAUCCUCGUGUUGUUUCUACCCCUGAUAUCGCAAAUGUUAAAAGUGGUGCCACCAGCUUUGGCAGCGGCCUCCAGUCUUGGCAGCCUCCAACUCUUCUACCUCUAAGCACACUGAAUCAUAGAGAUGUGAGAACCGAGUAUAGUGUUCCUCUUGUUCAGGUCAGUCCAUCCAAAACAAUGAGCAGCACUGUUAGUUAUAAGGAGACAGUGUUCACUGAAGUGUCUAGAAGAAAGGAAGAGAUCACAGCAGCUGCGGUAGAGGUGGCCGCCUUCUCUGAGUUCCCACUUACAACUUCUUGGGACACUCCAGCGGUGAGACUGAGUCCCAGCUUAAUUUCUGAAGAGCCUGAAGUUUGGCUGGGGGGUCAGCAUUACACUUUGCCUCGGAAAAGGAGUGAAACGACAACACCCACCCCUCUAGAUUCUUCCUUUGUUCCCACAUCUAGGAUUAUGUCGUCAUCUAAGGAACCUAAGCCAGAAAUGCUGGUGGUCUCCUUAACUACAAAGAAGGCUACUGGCACUAUUGCACACACCCUUACACCAGAAACGGAUGCUGUACUUGCAUCUCACCCGUAUUUAAAUAGGGAAGAGGUGACCCUCCCGACUGGACCUGCUUUUGCUGGUUUGGCACAUGCCAGUCUGCAGACCGGAAGCCCCACCGGCAGUCCUGUAGCAGAGUUUCUCAGUGAGACAUCCCCUGAAUGGAACUCUACCACCCCAUCAUCUUUAUAUGAUGUAGCAUCUCUUCUGAAUCUCCCAGAACCUGAGGAAUCUUCAGUUGUUCCAGCUCACAGCUCCCUAUCAUUGAGUUUUACUUCACUUGGCUCCACCAACAGCAGUCUUCCGGCAUCGAAUCUGAAGAUACACACUGAACGCCUAAUGGCUAGGAAAGAGCAAGUGGUGUCAGUGGUCACAGAGAUGCCCUUGUCUUUGCAAGAAGAAGUGUGGAGGUCCAGCUCAACCUCUCCAACAACAGCCAGUACUGUGUACAGAGGAGCGCCACUUCUCCCCACCAAGACGCUUGAUCAUGACUUAGAUACCGCUACUGUAGCACCCACUGAAGUUGUCCCACUAACAACUGCUGUAACAUCUUUGGACAUUCAUCGCCCGCGUUAUGCUGAUUCCUCUGGCUCAAAAGCUCCUGUCUAUACAUCUAUCUCAGAGGCACAGUCUACCAAGGUAGUCACUGUGUCCUCCAGUUCAACAGCUCCGUUGACCGACCAAAAGAGUCUUCCCGUUGACGUGAACUCUAUGCCUUGCAGCAACAUCUCAUGCAUGGUACGAACUCCUCCAAUUCCUUCUCAGCCUUCCAUUUCUUACCAACCUUCCUUAACUAAAAAGGUUUCAGCGAGUAUGUUAGUCUCAGCACAAGGUAGAAAGAAUGUGACCACCACUGUCAACAUCUCUGAGAUGACCAUUCUCAAGGAGAUCAGCACAAUGACUCUACUGUCUGGGAAAACUGUGACUCUAAUCCAGGGAGGUUAUACUUUAGAGGAGCGAGUGUCGAAGUUCAAGAAUCCAGUAAUGAGCCGGUCAGCGAGGAAAGAGCAUCUGACCCCCUUAGGUAUAUCUGCAUCGCCGGUUCCAGCGGUACAUAUUCUGCCACUGUGGUUCCGACUCACUGGAAUUAAUUAUACAGAAUCUUUGGAGAAUAAGUCCUCAGAAAGCUACAUGAAACUGGAGAAAGAAGUAAAGUUAACACUCAACAAGAUGCUCUCUAACUAUGAGAACUUCCUUCAAACGAACGUUCUUCGUUUCUUGAACGACUCCCUGUUUGUUCUGAGCGAGGCGGUGUUCCGGGCAGGGCCCACCGUUCCCACACCUUCUGAUACCAUCCGGACGAUUGUCACGGAGGUGGAGACCAAGAGAUUGGAUGCCUUCUUUGACUGGAGGAUUGACGUGCAAUCCCUUCGUUCCAACGGAAUUAGCUUGAGCAACCUGGAACCAGAGACGUUGACCUUAUCUUUCACUGUUCUGGGCCUGAGACCUUGGUUGACCUUGGACUCGCUAGAAAGCCUGAGAAAGAAGGUGAUCUUCUUGCUCGGCGCUCGAUACACAGUGCAGAACAUCUCACUUGUUGAAAUCCGAAAUAUCGAAGCUGGUAUAGAUAUAAGCGGAGAAAUCUACAUUGAUACAAACAUUCAUGUGGACAUUGGCUGGGCUCUGCAGGCGUUGAUGGGGCUUUCCAAUGACUCUGUAGACCUCACCUCUCUCUCCAUCAAUGGAUCAAGGCUCAACCUUCGUGUCUUCCCAGUUUCUUUCUUGGUAACCAACAGAAUAUUUGAUGAGAAAAUGAUGGAUCGCUCUUCUGCAGAACAUCAGGACCUUGUGAGGGAUCUCACUGAUGUGCUAAUGCAUAUCCUGGGCAAGUACAAAAACUUCCUGCAAGUGGCAAUCCGUGACAUCACAGGGGGCUCCUUGGUGUGUCGCGGAGAUGUGAUAUUUCAACCCCCGGCUCCGACGAGCAAAGAUGUGCUGCAAACCCUUGCUCUCUCGGUUGGGCCAAAGGAUUACCUGGAUUCCUCGGGCCUUCAGGUGGAUCCCCUCUCCUUUACUGUAGCAGGUGAUGGCCUGGAUCCUCCCUUCACAAAUUUAGGUAUACCUAGCUAUGGGGUAGCCGUCAUCAUUUUGUGUGUCCUCGUACUAAUUGUUCUUCCCAUCCUGGCUUUGCUGCCAAAGAUCCUCGGCCGGAAAGACAAGAUAAUAAUUAGCAGAGUGCACGAUCCUGAAGCCGGCGUGGAAACAUUUGAACUGGAUAAUCCAGGUUUUCGCUCCGCCGUUGAAGAGGUACAUGUGGACUGUCUGAACUCAAAUGUGAUGAUGACAGACUCUUGCACUCUCCACCAUCAGCAGUUCAGCAGAACCACCACCGUUUGCAGUGACGAGGGGAUGAUGUCCCAUUCCAUCUGAGUUCUGGGCCCUCGUCUGUCACUUGAACCUUGAAAGGUGCUGGAACUUUUGAGUUGUGAAGGGUGUAGGAAGGCAUGGACCGAUGAGUUGGUCCAUCAGAACUGGUCUUGCAGCAGACCUGGACAAUGUGGUGCAUUGUUUGUCUGCAUCUUGAAUAAGACGGGAGGGAAGUGGGGACAUCUAAACAUUAACAAAUGGAAAUGGUGUUGCUUUAUAAAUGCCAUAGUGAAUAACUGGGCAUCUUAUUGAAUUUGGGAGUAAGUUUUAUUAUAUGGAUGGGCAAACUGUUCAGAACGAGAAUGCAAGGAGAGAGAGCUGGUUCCUGCUCUGUCAACAGGAUAGAUAGAACAGGCCCAACCUGACUCGAGAUCUUAAAAGUUUAUAUCUUUGCACUGUCGUCUUGGUGGGGAUCCUUGUUGAACAGACCUGAACCCCCAAACCACAGCGCUCUCUUUUUAUUACAAGUUUGAUCUUUUUAAUAUGUCUUUAAAACUUUUCUUUCUUCUUUGUGUAGAGUGUAGAAACUUUAUGGGUUUUUUUUUUGUUUUCCUGGAUCUUGCUAGGGUAAGAACCCGAGAUGUGUGGAUAUGGCGGGGUGGGGAGAUAAUUCGGAUUUCUUACGUUUUAGCUGCUCAGUGUUCUUUUAGAGAAUCCGCAGGCCUGAAGUCAAGGAAACAUCUGUCCUCAAAGAAUUUGAUGACAUGUUUAGAUACAUGCCAUUUGUAGCAACUUUGUAAUAUUCAUCCCUUUUCUGCUACUUGUUGUGUUGGAUCUUGGAAUUGCUUGCAUCGUCCUAAAGUAUAGCUUGGCAGAGGGUUUAGAUGUAGACCUUUGACCCAAAGGAGUCCAAGAAGAAAUAGAGUAUGGUCUUCCUUGUGUCAUCAAGGUUGCUCUUGAAGGAAGUUUGUUGUCUCAAAUUUUAAGGUUUGAGAUGCACUGGAUGUUGCAUCAAAGUGUACGGAGGAAGCAGGCAAACCAGAAUUGUGGAGUGGCAAGGAGUGGCCAAGUUGUAUCCUGAGUUCAGGAUGAAGGAGUGUGUGUCCCUCCAGAUGUUGUUAAAGGCAGCUGUAGCUUCCUCCAGCCCUGCCUUAGCUGCUAAAGGAUGGAUGGAAAUGGUUAUUCCAACAGCAUCUGGAGUGCCAGACACUCCUCAUCUCACACACAUCCUUAUUUUAACUACAGGCAUAGACACGCAUGUAAAAGUCUGUAGGAAUGGCAAGAGUGCUACAGUUGGCUAAACAGUUUUGCUAGCUUGGUUCUUUUUUUAAUCUCACCUGUAUUACCCGAGGAGCCUUCCAGAGAGAUGCAUCACGUUCUGUCCAUGUUGCUUUUCAAGGCAGCGCCUUCAGUUCCCCACUAAGAGUUUUAGCACCAGCUUGGCAUAGUCCUGGUAUAGAGUUCUCCUUCUGGGCCAGUUUGCACAAUCAGUUGGCCAACUCUUCUUUUUUCCUUUUUUUAAAAAAAUACCAAACAAGUUGAACCUGUCAAUUGCACACAAUAUGCUUCUGGGCCCCCCUCUUCUUCUUUCAGGCUUGUUGCUAUGAUUUCCAAGCAUUGUGUUGUAUGAAAAUAUA
Messenger RNA from Pogona vitticeps (central bearded dragon), 6033 nucleotides. NCBI's taxonomy places the organism in Eukaryota, Metazoa, Chordata, Lepidosauria, Squamata, Agamidae. The record is from RefSeq and is a predicted model, not a curated record.